AUGGCGGCAACUGAGAUUGAAGACCAAAGAAAAGACGAUGAUGAUUUGGAGAAAGAUUUUUUUCCCACUUCUUUUGGUGAUUAUGAUUUAUGGUCAGCAAAGGCAUUGGACAUUCCGCACUUGAAUCCAUACUUAAAAAGAGAUGCAGAUUUCACACAUGGAGUAAAUUUUGCGGUUGCUGGUGCCACAGCACUCCCUGCAGAGUUUCUUGCAGAUAAAAAUAUAGUAAAUUAUGUCACAAAUAGCUCUCUCAGCGUACAGCUUGAUUGGAUGUGGUCGCACUUCAACUCCAUUUGCUAUAAUGACCAAGAUUGUGCAGAAAAACUCAAGAAUUCCCUAUUUGUAGUUGGGGAAAUAGGAAGCAAUGACUAUUACUAUGCAUUGCCACAGGGAAAAACGAUGAAGGAUGUCAAUGGCAUGGUUUUUGAUGUUGUCCAAGCGAUUAUUGAAGGCAUCAGAAAUCUUAUCGCUGGAAAUGUGAAUGGCACAUCAGAUCCUUAUGCUCUUGUUACUUGCGAUACAGAGAAAAGACUCAGGAUUUUAGUUUAUUUUUCUGCUUCUCUCGCUGCUUUUGUCUGUCCUCUUUGA
Molecule: messenger RNA, 588 nt
Organism: Chenopodium quinoa (quinoa)
Lineage: Eukaryota; Viridiplantae; Streptophyta; Magnoliopsida; Caryophyllales; Amaranthaceae
Product: acetylajmalan esterase-like
Exons: 5
Coding region: 1-588 (195 amino acids)
Molecular function (GO): hydrolase activity, acting on ester bonds
Source: RefSeq, a predicted model, not a curated record